GCCCGCGGCCACUACGACCAGCUGCUGCUUCUGCUGCUACUGCAGUGAGCGCCGCCUGCGCCCGCCUUUGUCCCCCGGCCGCGCACCGGGAGGCGGGGGCGCGCGGGGGGCGCGCGGGGCUGUGUCCCGCGGCCGCAGCCGAUGCCGCUGCGCGCCGCCCCCGCCGCCGCGCCGCCCUCCGAGGUUGCGUCCGGGGAAGGCCUGCCCCGCCGAGCUGCGCGCGUUUCCAUGGAGGCGCCCCGGCCGGCCGCGGCGGGGUGCGCCGCCCCGGGGGAUCGCGGCGAAGACGCCCCCGAGGGGACCCUCGACGGGGAGCCCGCGCCGCGCCGCAGCCCCGAGGCGCCGUCGCCCGAGCCGCCCGCCUACCGGCUAGAGGACUUCGAAAUGCUGCCCAUCGUGGGCACAGGGACAUUCGGAUGUGUGCACCUGGUCAAGGAGAAGGCGGCCCAGCAGUGCUUCGCCCUGAAGGUGAUGAGUAUCCCUGAUGUGAUCCGGCUGAAGCAGGAGCAGCACGUGUACAAUGAGAAAUCUGUGCUCAAGGAAGUCAGCCACCCGUUUCUGGUCCGGCUGUUCUGGACAUGCCACGACGAGCACUUCCUCUACAUGCUGAUGGAGUUCGUGCCAGGCGGGGAGCUCUUCACCUACCUGCGGAACCGCGGCCGCUUCACCAGCAACACGGGCCUCUUCUACUCCGCGGAGAUCGUCUGCGCCAUCGAGUACCUGCACUCCAAGGAGAUCGUUUACAGGGACUUGAAGCCGGAAAACAUAUUGCUGGAUAAAGAGGGUCACAUCAAGCUCACCGACUUUGGAUUUGCAAAAAAGCUGGUGGACAGGACGUGGACGCUCUGUGGGACUCCGGAAUAUCUCGCCCCCGAAGUGAUCCAAAGCAAGGGCCACCGGAGAGCUGUGGACUGGUGGGGGCGCUGGGCAUUCUCAUUUUCGAGAUGCUUUCAGGGGCAGGUCUUAAAUGCCCUAGAUGAGAUGAGACUGGCCAACAAUACCCUCGUAUACUUUACAUCGGACCAAGGGGCACACGUGGAAGAGGUGACUUCCAAAGGAGAAAUGCAUGGAGGAAGCAACGGGAUCUAUAAAGGAGGAAAAUCUAACAACUGGGAAGGAGGCAUCCGGGUUCCGGGCCUUCUGCGAUGGCCUGGGGUGAUUCCUGCUGGGCAAGAGAUCGAUGAGCCUACCAGCAACAUGGACUUGUUUCCUAUGGUAGCCAAACUUGCUGGAUCCCCGUUGCCCGAGGACAGGGUCAUUGACGGACGCGACAUGAUGCCCCUGCUUCGAGGGAGAAGCCAACACUCGGAGCACGAGUUCCUCUUCCAUUACUGCAACUCCUACCUGAAUGCCGUGCGCUGGCACCCGCCAAACAGUGAGUAAACCCACCUUCCCACGUGCUUCAUCCUUCCUGCAGCCGUGGGGGGAAUCGAUGGAACGAGCGUGGUCUCUGCUCUGCAGAGCCCAGUGGUGCCGAAACGCGCAGGUAUGCUUUGCUUUCUGCUCCCUUUUCCUCCUGCUCUUUUCUCCUUCUGCUUCUGGGGACCUCAUGGCUCAGGUACUCAGUGUGGGACUGGGCCACUCACCCACCUUUGCGCCGCCAGGGCUCCUCCUUCCAGGGGUAGCUCCAGGUUUCAUAGGGGCCCGGGACACCUUCCCCCGUUGGAUCAAAAUGCUUUCAUGCCACCAUACUUCCCCAACGAGUGUCCUUUGAAUUGUGCUCUCCAUCAAUAAUGGCAUCUCAUUCAGUUUUUUGGUACCAGUUCCAUAAUUUUAUGUCUAACAAGUGUAAAGGAACAAAUGGAGCCAACCUAUAAUCUAAAGUGUUGUUGUAGGUAUUAAGGACUGUUGACUGUAUAGUUGAAACUUGAAUUUGCAGUUGUGUUCUCAUGGCUGACUCAGAUGCUUGGAAUCUGCAGAAAUCUGCAGUGCAUGCAACCGUUGUACAUUCUUGCGGCAGAAACUGAAGUUGGCCUUUCAGGCCCCUCUUGAGAGAUUAAGUACUUCUCUUUGCUCUCGUAUGCUUUGGGGCUCAGCUCCUAGAGGCCAGGCUCCCCCAGGCCAUCCAGUAACCUCCCAGUUAAUGGCCCUUUGUAAACUCAUGGUGAUCCUUCAACUGUUUUCCCAUUGCUCUCCCCACCCUACAAACCCAGCCGAUUUACAAAGGACAUAACUUAAAGGGCUGCCUACCCAUCCUUCUUUAAGGUGGAAAAUUAUAUCCGCUACAUUAUCCUCAGAAAUAACACCAAGUUUCCCCUUCAACAUUUCUUUAGAUCUGGGCAGCUUCCUUGCAAUGUUUUCUGGAAGACAAAAUAAAAAAAUACGGGUUAUGAUUUUAGACAUGGAAAGAUUUUAUUUAUAUAUCUCAUCUUCAUGUCCACAUUCUUAAUCUCCAUGGGAGCCCUGUUUCCUUUUUUAUGUUGAUUUAGAGCGUUCAGGUCUGAACCGUGUAAUAAAUGAGACCUCUACCACUCCCGAUUCUUUCGAUAUGGAUCCUGCAAAAAAAAAAAAAAAGUAGAGAACCGUUUCUGUGACAUCCUGACCCCUGGGAAACUGCAUUUAAAUAAAGCCAGUCCCCCUUAGAGAGGCAGGGUGGGACAUCCUGGAUCAGGGCUAAGGAGCACAGUAUGUGUGGGAAUCACAAGUAAAGGCACAGGAAGAGACAGAAAAUACCAAGUGAGAAAAGCAAGCCCAGUUUCUGAUGGGCAGCUGGCGCUGGGAUAAAAUCUGUUUCUCAGACGGAUGCAAAUGUUAUUUCCACUUGAUGCAUUCCUUACAGUCUUCUGCUUUAAAUUGGCAAUAAAAAAAAAUCACUUUAUCUCAAUACUAGAAUUGUUCAUCUCCCCAAAGGGGAGCAAUAAGCCAUGGAAUUUGUGAACCGUCUAUUUACUUUUCAAAUUAUAGCUAGAACUCUGCAAUGAUGGUUACCGACUCGGCUUUCAGGCACGGCUCAGUGUUUAUUAGCCAGCACUUUGUCUAUUCACUUCUUCUGCAAAUGCUUAUUGAUCGCCUAAUAUGUGAAAUGCACUGUGUUGGAGGCACUGGCAAAAUAGUCUACGGAGGAGUUGCCUACAUCUUAGAGUUUUGUGCUGUGGAACGUGAAUCUCAGCGGGAGGGCUUUGUCGAUUAGGGAAAGCUGGUACUAGUUAACCGAGCCUGCUUGGACCAUCUCUGGUUUACUCUGGUUGGAGAUUCUUAGGAAUCACUGGAAUCCAUAAAUCUUAGGGGUAAGAAGGCUGCUGCCUGACCGCAAAACACUUGGUAGAAAGUAAAAGAGAAAUUUCAUUGCAGUGUUUAGCCAUUGGCAGCCCUGUCCUGGAGGUCACUCCUAAUUGUUCAGGAAUCUUGCCCGCUGGUUCUUCAAGCAUUGGUAGCUUGAAAUUGGCCAGGAUGGAGAAUUUGCACCAUGGAAAUUGGCAAGCACUACAAAUCAGGGCUUUAUUCCUCCUGCAGAGGGCUGGUUUGGCAGCAGUUCACUGCCACCAGGUAAUUAGAACUGACUGAAAAUGUUUUCUAAGAUACAAUGACUAUUUGUCCUGAUUAGUUGGAGGAUUACAUUUGACAAUUCCUGACUAGUUAAAUACUUAUAUUCAGAAAGCAUAGAACAAGAAUUCUGUUUCCACCUUAAAAAAAAAAAUCCUUUUAAACGUUUAUAUGUCAUUUCUUGUCUGUAACUUAUUUAGUUGUCUCAGUGAGUUGCAUGAUAAAGUUUAUCAAUGAUCUGAUACUAUUAUCCCUGUGGCAUUUUAGAAGAACCCAUGAAAGCAUGAUUAUACCGUGGAACUCUGAGUUAAAUAUUGCCAUUUUAUGUAUGUUAAAAUUUUGACUUUAAGUUUUGACAUGUGAAUUGAUGCUAUUAAUAUUUAAACAGAAAGGCAACCUGAUUUUACGAUAAAAUUUAUCUUAGAAGGUAGGUAGAUAUUUGGCUCUAGGAGUACAUUGAAGAUUUCCCAUUUGAUCAGUAUAGACCAAAAUAAAUAAUCACAUUAGUAUGAGAAUUAAUAAAUCAGCUUGUGUUACCAAGAUUUGUGGCAUGGCUAUGGGCCAAUUCUAGAAAACAUUGCAAUGUAGAGCACAAUUAGUAGUUUAAAGUUUGUCUGUAAACAUGUAUGGGAUUUUGACAUCCUCUAGAAAAAAAACAGCUUUAUUUGAUUUUUCUUUUUGGCUUCUGUGGGGAAAUAAGGUCUCCAGAAAGCUGCAGUGGUGGAGAGGAGAACAGGAUGUGGCUAGCAUUCCUCCCCUUGGAAAAGAACACGUCUGUCCCCCUGCGGAACCAGCAGUGCCUCACAGAUCAUGCUCCAUUUCAAUUCAGGUUCAUUGGAAAAUUUUAUUGUGCUGUGAUUAAAAAAAAAAUGAAGCAUCAUUUUUUUUUUAAUUCCAUCAAACUUAAUAGGAUAAUAGAAAACAUGUGUUUUUGUCUGACUUUUCUAAAAGGUACCUUCCUUCCAAAAUAAGUAAUAAUAGCUUAACAUCAAAACUGCAUUGCCGUCAUAAGGAAGCAAGAGUUCCUUUCUCACUCUUUAAAAUUGUUUUCAUUCCAUUAAAAAGGCAAUUUCUCUUUUAAAAUACACCUAAUAAAAGAGAGGAGAUUCUAUUUACA
This is a messenger RNA of Choloepus didactylus (southern two-toed sloth), 4600 nucleotides long. Its product is annotated as putative serine/threonine-protein kinase PRKY. The record is from RefSeq and is a predicted model, not a curated record. The coding region runs from base 142 to 1383 and encodes 413 amino acids. Gene Ontology annotation, molecular function: ATP binding; protein kinase activity. Gene Ontology annotation, biological process: protein phosphorylation. NCBI's taxonomy places the organism in Eukaryota, Metazoa, Chordata, Mammalia, Pilosa, Megalonychidae. The transcript has 7 exons.